This is a messenger RNA of Magallana angulata, 424 nucleotides long. RefSeq lists its product as uncharacterized. The record is from RefSeq and is a predicted model, not a curated record. Bases 4 to 306 code for a protein of 100 amino acids. Lineage: Eukaryota; Metazoa; Mollusca; Bivalvia; Ostreida; Ostreidae. The transcript is spliced from 2 exons.
GCCAUGGGCCUGUUUGAAUAUCUGACCAGAAACAACAAAGUCGGUGUCAUGAUGGAUGAGAAAGAAGCAUACGAUAAGGUACGUCGCACAACAGUAUUAAAGAAGGUGGCGGAAAAGAAUGGUCCAACAUCUACCUCAGAAGGUGCUCCAAAGAUUCAGCCGCGCAGAUUGUCUGAUGAAAGUAAAGGCACAGAGAAACGGAAAAAGAGUCAAGGAAUGACAAUGGCAAGAAAAAAGAAGCUGGCAAAACAAAGAAGAGAGGAGGGCCUUACAUUCAGAAACAGACUAAAGAAUUGCGAUUAUUAGCGAGAUAUAAAAUACGCUGUCAAAAAUUGUAAUCAUUAGUAAUCAUAAACUUUAAAGUAACUUUUUAAACUUUCUCGAUCCUGGAUUUGGCUUAUAAUGGAUCAAAAUAAAAGAAAAA